AUGCUUCAGCUACAGCAGAAUCCGGGGAACUUUUUCAAACUGCAGGGGUCAGACGUUCUGAUUAACGCACCGCUGGACUUUGAGAGUUUCCAGUUUGCGGUAUAUGUCAGGAACGUAAAUGACGUGCGUCCUGAGUUUGCACAGAGUCAGUACAACCUGAACAUACCAGAGGACAACGGCAGUCCUCCACCGCCCAAUGUGGAAACCUUCAGUGCCACGGCAACCGUUACCAUCACCAUCGACGACGUGGACAACCGCCCCCCCUGGUUCCAGCCCUGUAAAGCAGCCACUGUGGGCAGCAGCAAGAUCUGCCUGAGCUCUGGAUACAGUGGCUCGGUCAACCUGACAGAGAAAACGGAGGGUGCUCUUCCGCUGGAGCCUGGCCCAGUGUUUGCCAUUGAUGGGGACUGGGGCAGGAACGAACAGAUUAUUUACCAAAUUAUGGCAGGAAAUGAGGAGGACAUAUUUGCCAUUGAUAAAAACACUGGAAACAUCAGCAUGAAGAAGCCUGCAGAUGUUCCCGGUCCUGUAGUCCUGACCGUUUUGGCCCUGCAGCAGCAGAACAGUGACCGGUUCUCCAGCAUCUCGGUGCGGUUCGAUGUGGUGCUGAAGAGCCUGCACCUGCCCCAGUUCCAGCAGCAGCAGUACCAGGGCGUGGUCCUCAGCGACUCGGGCCCCAGCAGCCUGGUUCUGGAGUCACAGGACUCGGACAGGCCUCUGCGCGUGCAGGCUACAGACGCAGACUUCUCCGACGGCAUAAACCCGAACGUACGCUACACAGUGGAGGACGAGGGCAGCAGUUUCACCGUGACGGCUGAAGGCUUCGUGCUGCUGACACGUGACGUGGCGCCGGGAAACGUCUCUUUACGAAUACGGGCGGUGGACACGACCAACGGGGAGUUUGGCACCGCGACUAUGUCCGUGGAGACGCUGCCAGAAGCGGAGCCGGAGCUUCCGCCCCCGCCCGGGGGGCGGUUCCGGGACACGGACAUGGCUGCUCUCGGGGCCAGCCUGGGUGUGCUGCUGCUCCUGAGCCUGCUGCUCGUCGGCCUGCUGCUCGUCCACAUGAAGAAGGGAAACGCGGCCUGGAGCAAGCUGUCUGAGGCCAGCCUGUUCCGCAGCAUGCUUUUCCGCGGCUCCGGCGGGACCAAAGAGGGGGUGCAGUACACCAACGGCGGCUUCCAGAACGACGGGGACACGGGCAGCGUGACCUCGGACCUCCCGGUCAAAGUGGACCUGGCGCUGGCCGGGGUGCUGGGGGCGCAGGCCGGGGAGGCGUCGCGGGAGGCCCAGGCCUCGCUGGGGGCGCGGUUCCGGGGCGACGCCGUCGACGGCGGCAGCCUGGCCGAGUCGGACCCGGCCGACGGCGAGAGGGAGGUGAAGCCCAUCCUCACCAAGGAGCGCCGCAUGGAGGAGGGCUACAAGUCCGUCUGGUUCAAGGAGGACAUCGACCCCAACGCCAAGGAGGAGGUGCGCAUCAUCCCCGACGGGGGCGAGCGCGACGCGGAGGAGGAAGAGGAGGAAGAGGAGGAAGAGGAGGAUGAAGAUGCUUCCGUGGACGGAGAGGACGGGGAGGACGUGUCGCCCCCGCCGACCCCGUCUGCGUUCCAGACGACGGAGAUCGACGACUCGGACCUGUAA
This is a messenger RNA of Conger conger (European conger), 1641 nucleotides long. Its product is annotated as cadherin-related family member 5-like. The transcript is spliced from 10 exons. The record is from RefSeq and is a predicted model, not a curated record. Gene Ontology annotation, molecular function: calcium ion binding; cadherin binding. Lineage: Eukaryota; Metazoa; Chordata; Actinopteri; Anguilliformes; Congridae. Gene Ontology annotation, cellular component: catenin complex; adherens junction; membrane. Gene Ontology annotation, biological process: adherens junction organization; calcium-dependent cell-cell adhesion; cell morphogenesis. Bases 1 to 1641 code for a protein of 546 amino acids.